AUGGAGGAUUCUACCUUCCCCGCCGACAAACAGUCAGAAGAACGCCCUAGGCAAAACACGCUUCUUCAUCUGGACCCCCCACCGGAGUACCAACAGUCUCCAAGUGCUGAACAAAUAUUGGGCCCUAAUGGUGACACGUCAAACGAUACGAGUGCGGUGUCGAAGGCUGAAAGAGCGGGAUGGACAGUCCAAGAUCACGCUGCAGAUAUCGUUCACUUUCUCGCCGAAUUGCCUGAUCAUGAAUCGCCUGGUCAUCAACCACCUGGUCAUCAGUCACCUCAGUCAGAAUUACCUGAUCAUGCUGCAGUUUCCAGUGGUCCAUCUUCACGACAGUCAACGUCGGCAACACGAUCCACUGUUGCUUCAGGGACAGAACAGCGCGCAGUUUCUGUUGCAGUCGACCGCUAUGCCUCGAUGAAUCUUGCCUUCCUUGCAUUAGGAGAUGCUCACGAGAUUGCCUCUUUCAUUGUGCUUGGACGAACCAUGCGCUCUAAAUACGGUCACCGCAUCCGCCUCGCUACGCACUCGGACUUCCACGACCUCGUCACUGAAAAUGGGCUUGAGCACUACGACGUAGGCCUCCCUUCUGGAACGUCAAGUUCCAUCAGAAAAUUGCAAAAAGCAGAUUUACAGCGCCUCUUGGCAGCUUUCUGGCUUUGCUGCACUGACCUUGAUCACAUGCCGAGAUGGCGAAAGUCUCAGUCGAACAUCGUCGAUUGCGCCAAUAGCAGUCUUGCCGACUCACGUUCGCCGCCCUUUGUUGCUAAUGCCAUUGUCGCAAAUCCAACCAGCUUAGCUAGCAUACAUAUCGCGGAAAAACUUGGGAUUCCGCUUCAUAUCAUGCAUACCCGACCGUCGACGCCGACUAAGCUAUUCGAGCAUCCACAGAUGAAUGGCUCUAAAUUCCAAGACCAAGACAGACGAACGUCCAACCUUCUUUCGUACAGCCUUGUCGAGGCGCUUGCGUGGCAUGAUGUGGGUGCAGCGGUGAACGAUUUUCGGACCAAUGUGCUUCACCUCGAGCCGCUUGGGAUGGGUUCGGCAGUACAUCUGGCUCAGAAGUUGUUGAUACCACACACCUACUGUUGGCCGGCGGCCUUGCUUCCAACCCCUUCAGAUUGGGAUGAGAAUAUUCACGUAACUGGAUUCCUUCAUCUUGAGGCUCCACAGUACGUACCUCCAGCAGCGCUUGCACACUUCCUGGCUCAUAAUCCGGCGCCUAUAUUCGUCCACCUUGUUGCAUAUUCUUCAGGAGAAGCUUCACGUUUGCUUCAGCUUCUAUUGGACGGAAUCUGUCGAUCUGGUGGAAGGGUCCUUUUAAGCCGUGAAAGCAUCAUCAAUGUGGAAGAGCAUGUUUUUGACACGAAGGUCUUUCUUCUGGAUGAAUGUCCUCUGGAAUGGCUUUUACCACGGGUCUCGUGCGUUGUGCACCAUGGGUCCAUUGGGAUGCUGGCUGCUGCCCUCCGCGCAAAAAAGCCGUCGGUUUUAGUCCCUCGAGACAGCGAAGAUUGUUUUUGGAGUCAAAUUGCUUCCAGGCGGGGGCUGUCACCGCAGCCCAUACUGUUCAAGGAUUUGAAUUCUUCCAAUCUGGCAAGCGCUCUCUUUAGAGCCUUCAAUCACAAGGUGAAAGAGACCGUGGCUGCCUACGGCGAAAAGUUCAGCUCAGACUCGGCCGCAGAGAGAACAGCCUCGAUCGUCCAAUCUCAAUUCAACGCGCAAUGUUCGCCAUGCGAGAUGACUGCGUCUAGAGUGGCUAUGCUAAAGCACAGCAAAACGAAGCAAAAGCUAUCGCCUUUCGCAGCAGCGGUUCUGGUCAACGACGGCAAGAUCAACAUCUCGGACCUGCGAUUAUACGGACCGUGCUCUUACGACACCGACCGCGGCCCCUGGGAUCCUGUCACAGGAACCGCCGGAGUAUUUUUCGAGGGAAUACAGAGAAUGGUUACGUUCUUUAGUGGAGUAUCCCGAGAGUGUUUGGCCCGACCGGUGUCACUUGAAUCGUCGGAUCCAGCCCUUGGGGCAGUGAGUCCAGGAGGACCUCAUCGUUCCCAAGAAGACGAAACCGGCUCAAUCAGCGGCCACUCCUAUGUCACCGAUCCGUCUUUGUCCCCCUUGACGACUGCCCUCGGCGAGAUGCAUACAGGGUUGCGACACUACAGCAACAAUGCGAACCCUACAGCCGGCAAUUCUUCGUCAAAAUUUGUUUUCGAUGAUAUAGAACCCGGAUCCCUGAAGAAGCCCACAAAUUCAUCUGCGUCAAGGAAAGGCCGCGGCGACGGCCAAAUGGCUGCGAAGGUGCUGAAAAUCAUCCAAACCCCUAUGGAUCUGAGCCUUUCCAUGGCAAAAGGCUUUCAUAACGCCCCGCUGCUCUACGGUGACACAACCAUCCGCAAGAACAGAAAGGUCCAGAACCUGUCUCAGGGGAUAUUGGAGGCUGGGAGGGAGCUCGGGCUGGGCUUUUACGAUGCUUUCACGGGUCUGAUUACCCAGCCUAUCAUCUGCACCUACAACGAAGGACCCGUAGGUCUGGCCAAAGGCCUGGUAUCUGGAGCUCUUGGUGUCUUGGUCAAACCUGGUGCCGCCAUGAUAGGUGUGCCCGGCUACACCUUGAAGGGCAUCUACAUGGAAGUGUCGAAGCACGCCAGCAGGUCGACGUGCGAUACCAUCGUCUCUGCGUUGUUGAAUGGUGUCAUGGAAGAAUGCAAGCAGAACCCAGUUCAGAGGGAGGAAGUCCUGAGGAUGUGGGAGUCAGAGGAUCGAAGAAAGCAUACGCUAUCAUCAACGUCUUCAACAUCACGUUCUGGAGUGUCGGCGUCUUUCUGA
Molecule: messenger RNA, 2823 nt
Organism: Cladophialophora immunda
Lineage: Eukaryota; Fungi; Ascomycota; Eurotiomycetes; Chaetothyriales; Herpotrichiellaceae
Exons: 1
Coding region: 1-2823 (940 amino acids)
Molecular function (GO): UDP-glycosyltransferase activity
Source: RefSeq, a predicted model, not a curated record